Solanum verrucosum is the source of this 692-nucleotide messenger RNA. Its product is annotated as 40S ribosomal protein S15a-1. NCBI's taxonomy places the organism in Eukaryota, Viridiplantae, Streptophyta, Magnoliopsida, Solanales, Solanaceae. Gene Ontology annotation, cellular component: ribosome; cytosolic small ribosomal subunit. Gene Ontology annotation, molecular function: structural constituent of ribosome. Gene Ontology annotation, biological process: translation. The record is from RefSeq and is a predicted model, not a curated record. The coding region runs from base 84 to 476 and encodes 130 amino acids. The transcript is spliced from 4 exons.
AUUCUUUUGCACUGUAAGCGAAGUAGAUCUUCAGCCUUCUCGCCAUCGUCGUCGUCUUCAGAGCUUCGUCAUUAUUGUAGAAGAUGGUACGAGUAAGUGUGUUGAAUGAUGCUCUUAAGAGCAUGUACAAUGCUGAGAAGAGGGGAAAGCGCCAGGUCAUGAUUAGGCCUUCUUCAAAAGUCAUCAUCAAGUUUCUCAUUGUCAUGCAAAAACAUGGGUACAUUGGAGAAUUUGAGUAUGUUGAUGAUCAUAGAUCAGGGAAAAUUGUUGUUGAACUGAAUGGUAGGCUGAACAAAUGUGGUGUCAUUAGUCCUCGCUUUGAUGUUGGAGUUAAGGAGAUUGAAGGGUGGACCGCAAGAUUGUUGCCUUCCAGACAGUUUGGAUACAUUGUACUGACCACCUCCGCCGGUAUUAUGGACCAUGAGGAGGCUAGAAGGAAGAAUGUUGGUGGAAAGGUUCUUGGUUUCUUUUAUUAACUUCUUGUGUUGACAAAGAUGAAUGAACACCCAAUUUUGGUCUUACUUCGGCCUUCAUUACAAUUGAAAUGGUUCUUAGUUUGUUUUCCUUCAAUUGUUAGUUGGGAUAUUAUCUACAUUUCUUGGACAAAGAUUAUCAGUAUUGUAAACUUACAUCCGGAGAACAUAAGUUGAUGUUUGUCUAUCAGUUAUCCUUCUUUGAUGAGCUUUUGUGUC